UUUUACAAAUUACAAUAUUAGUUAUAAUGAAUAUAAGUUAUUACAAAUAAAUAAAUUGUUAUUCGUAAUCAAAUUUCUUUGACUUUUUAACUAAUGAAAUACUAAGUAUACUUUGUUAAAAUCAUUGUCAUAUUUAUAAAGAAUAUUUAAUUAAUAUGACGUUACGACACAGAAUCUUAGAACUGUAUAGCGGUAUUGGUGGCAUGCAUUGCGCAUGGAAUGAAUCGGGGUUGGAAGGUGAAGUAAUAUUGGCUGUUGAUAUAAACAAUGUCGCCAACGAGGUUUACAAGUACAACUUUCCCAGCACUCCAUUACUGAAUAGAAAUAUACAAUGCUUAACACCAGAUUACAUCGAUAAGCUUAAUGUGAAUACAAUUCUUAUGUCUCCCCCAUGUCAGCCCUUUACCAGAAACGGUAAAUAUUUGGACGAAAGUGAUCCUAGAACCAAUUCGUUUUUAUAUUUAAUUGACAUGUUUAUACACUUAGACAAUAUUGAAUAUAUUUUAUUGGAAAAUGUAAAGGGUUUUGAAUGUUCAACUGUUAGAAAUAUAUUUAUAAACAAAUUAAAAGAAUGCAAAUUUGAUUAUCAAGAGUUUCUGCUAUGUCCGUCCAGUUUUGGUGUGCCUAAUUCCAGAUUGAGAUAUUAUUGUAUAGCUAGAAGAAACAAGUCUGAAUGGCUUUUUCGAAGAAAAGAGGAUAUUAUCAAAAGUCUUCCAAAAAAUUAUGGACAUCCUAUAGCUUUAGAAGAUAUAUUAGAAUUGAAUGUUCCAGAAAAAUAUUUAGUUAGUGACAAAUUGUUAAAGAGGGCUAAAGUAUUGGACAUUUGUUAUAAGAAUUCUAGACGAUCCUGCUGUUUUACUAAAGCAUAUACACAUUAUGUCGAAGGCACUGGUUCAGUUUUUACUAAUGCUACACCAGAGGAAGUAGAAGAAUGUUAUAAAGUAGCAAAAACAUUUGGUGAUAAAAGUGAUGAUUUUGUAGACACAAUAAAACAAUUAAAAUUGAGGUUUUUUACUCCCAAUGAAGUUCUAUCACUUAUGUCAUUUUCGAAAAAUUAUAAAUUUCCUGAAAAUAUUACAACAAAACAAUGUUAUAGGUUAUUAGGAAACAGUGUAAAUGUUAAAGUUAUUACAGAAUUAUUAAAAAUACUCUUUGAAUGAUUAAAGAAUUUAUAUCAUUUU
Vanessa tameamea is the source of this 1181-nucleotide messenger RNA. It is a transcript of the gene Mt2, whose product is annotated as tRNA (cytosine(38)-C(5))-methyltransferase. The coding region runs from base 156 to 1160 and encodes 334 amino acids. NCBI's taxonomy places the organism in Eukaryota, Metazoa, Arthropoda, Insecta, Lepidoptera, Nymphalidae. Gene Ontology annotation, molecular function: methyltransferase activity. The transcript is spliced from 3 exons. The record is from RefSeq and is a predicted model, not a curated record. Gene Ontology annotation, cellular component: nucleus.